This is a messenger RNA of Oryzias melastigma (Indian medaka), 820 nucleotides long. RefSeq lists its product as uncharacterized. The transcript is spliced from 6 exons. The record is from RefSeq and is a predicted model, not a curated record. The coding region runs from base 188 to 820 and encodes 210 amino acids. NCBI's taxonomy places the organism in Eukaryota, Metazoa, Chordata, Actinopteri, Beloniformes, Adrianichthyidae. Gene Ontology annotation, cellular component: membrane.
GCAGGGCAGAGGUAUGAAGGCGAGUCGGAGACAUGUCAGUCAGGUCAUUUCCUCCAUGAGUUCCUCUGAAGAAGUGUUGUUUCUCUGCUCUCAAGCAAAGACACACAAAAUAGUGCUGGUGUUGCAGUGAGGCUUCACAACCAGACACUCGGACUGCUUUAAUACGAAUCCUGUGGCUCUGGGGACGAUGAAGAACACCUUUGUCUGUGAUGAAUCCAUGAUCAUCACCAUUCCUGUUGGGAGCAUCCAGGAACUUCAGGACGGUCAGCUGAUGCCAGAACAAUUCUACUGCGUGUUCAAUGAUCACUUCAAGGUCCUUGUCAUCAAGGGGAAAGCUCAGCCUCUCGGAGCAGACCAAGCUAUCUUUGGUCUGCUUCUUUCUGCUCUCGCACUGCUGGUCUAUGAAAGCCUUAUUUGGAUAUUUACAAUUCCAAGCAUUGUGUUUGUGAUCUGUGGCGGGCUGUCCUUUGCUGCUGGGAAAUGUCCAAACAUGACUGUGGUGAAGCUGUCCUUUUCCCUGAACAUUCUGAGUUUACUUUGGUCAAUUACAGCAUUUGUUAUCAAUCUGAUACUCUUGAUUUCAUACUACCUACCUUAUUGGAUAUACCCAUAUUAUCGGCAAUAUCCAUAUUAUUGGGAAUACCCACCUUAUAGGGAAUACUCACCUUAUUUGGAAGUGAGACAAAUCCUAAUCCUGAUAUUGAGUCUGUUGGUUGUUGAAUUUUUCAUCUGCAUUUUCCUGAUCUACUGGUUGAGUAAAGCCAUUUGCAGACAACACUUUAAUACGCUGCCGACUAUAGUGCUGAAACCAGGAAACUGA